AGCAGUGCAUCCUUCGCCCAAGGCUUCGUGCUAGGCCAAUUGACACUGGCUCUGAUCCUGAUAUUCCUGAUCAAAUUCUUCAUCUUCGGUGAGCCUCCGUCAGCCGACAGUCGUGCAGCAACACGAGCAGCCCUCCGCCGACAACGAACCCUCUCGCACGCUUCGUCUUUGCGCCGUCGCUCCUUCUCCGACCUCCGUCUACGAAAACGCAGUUCUGCUGCUGUGCUCGCUCCACGAAACAUCUCUGGCGGCGCGGUCCUCACUACAGACAAGAUCUUGGAAAAGACCUACUACAAUGUCGAUGGACACCAGCCCGAGAGCUUGGACUGGUUCAAUGUCUUGAUCGCCCAAACAAUUUCUCAGCUGCGUGCAGAUGCCCUAGAAGGUGAUGCCGUGCUAACCUCCCUUACGAACGCCCUCAAUGGCGGACACCGACCACAGUUCAUCGAUGAGAUCAAGGUGACCGAGAUCUCGCUGGGAGAAGAGUUUCCUAUAUUCAGCAAUUGUAGGGUCAUUCCCGUUGAUGAGAACGGCCAACCUGUCAAGCAGAUGCCUGCCAAAAAGGGCACAAAUAGAGGGGGCUUGGGCGAGAGCAGAUUGCAAGCACGCAUGGACGUCGAUCUGUCAGACGUCGUCACCUUGGGCAUCGAGACAAAACUCGUCCUGAACUAUCCCAAGCCCUUCUCCGCCGUGUUGCCCGUCGCUCUAGCCGUCUCGGUCGUCCGCUUUUCUGGCACUCUUUCGCUCUCCUUUACACCCUCCCAACAACCAGACGCACCCACCACUGAAUCCGAGUCUUCCUCAGCGAACCCAUCAUCCUCACCUACCACACUAACCUUCACCUUCCUGGACGACUACCGCUUGGACCUCUCUGUCCACUCUUUAAUUGGCUCACGCGCCCGUCUGCAAGACGUACCCAAGAUCGCUCAACUGGUCGAGCAGCGUAUUCACGCUUGGUUCGAUGAACGCUGUGUAGAACCUCGUUUCCAGCAAAUUGUUCUACCUUCUCUCUGGCCGCGCAAGAAGAACGUUCGUGGAGGCACCGAUGAUCUUCCUGAGGAUGCCGUAGUGUCAGAUGCAGAAAUGGAUGCCGUGGCUUCGUCAUCCAAAUCGCGCAAUCGCGAGCGCAGCAGAGAUCCUUCUACUAACAAACGCGACAUUCGAACUGACCGAUCACCUGCUGCUGCCGCAAGACCCAAGCCCUCGAGGCAGGCUUCACGGCAGACCAAGCCAGAGGAAUUGAUGACCGAGGAGGAAAGGUUAGCGGCUGCUGGUGAAGAGCUCAGGGCUGCCGAGCAGAGAGAGUGGUCUAGAGAGCGUAGGAGCAGGGAAAGACAUAACAAGAACAACGAGGAGACGGUCCGACGAAGGCCGCGACAGAGUCAGCUAGCCAAAGAAUUGGACGUGCCGUCAUAG
Molecule: messenger RNA, 1416 nt
Organism: Aureobasidium melanogenum CBS 110374
Lineage: Eukaryota; Fungi; Ascomycota; Dothideomycetes; Dothideales; Saccotheciaceae
Exons: 1
Biological process (GO): phospholipid transport; mitochondrion organization
Cellular component (GO): ERMES complex; endoplasmic reticulum
Molecular function (GO): lipid binding
Source: RefSeq, a predicted model, not a curated record